CCGCCGCUUGGUGGGCAAACGUUACGAAAUGGUAGGUCCGCACAAUGUCGUUUUUUAAUAUCGUCGUAAUAUAAACAAACGUUUAGAAAAUCAUGUGGGUAGAUGUUACCGGGCGCGAAAAGCAGAAUUAUAUAUCACAGCCCAACGGAUGUUUUAUACCGGGAUAUACUGGCCACUGUCCUAUGCUCAAAUUCCGAUACGGUAAAUGCUACGGAGACAACACACGACAAAUACUUAGAGAAAUAAGAAGCAAAGGAUUAUUCAAUAAGCCCUUAGAAUACCGUCCUCGUGACAACUACGAGCUAAACAACAUGCCGCGACGUAAUUCACCCACCACUGACGUAUACGAUAGUGUAAAGCAUCGCCAGCCGGCGUACAUGACAGGAUACACUGGAUAUGUGCCCGGAAUGCAUUUCAGAUAUGGUAAGUCAUACGGCCGGGCGGCUGAUGACUGUAUGGCAGAUUUCUCAGAAAACCAACGAGAAUUGAGACGUAAAGCGGAUUUCAAUAAGAGCUAUAUACGUUCUAGAAGUGCUCCUAAAAUGGAGACAAUACACACAAGAGAUGAAAUACGGCGCGAUUUAAAUAAAUUUAAAGAGAUCAAUAAAUACAAAGACCACACAAUAUCGCCGGAAUUCCCACCAAUAGCUGGAUAUACUGGACACAUUCCAAGAAUAAAAGGAUCAGAGGCAUCAUUAAGUCAGCGAUAUCAUUGCGCUGCGAAACGCGGCUUGGAACUUAUCAAAAUGGAGAGAGAAAAGAGAAAGGAAUUGCAUGACGCGGAUGUUAAUAUAAAAGCUAUUCUACGAGGAGAAAAUAAGAAGUAUUCUUAUUGGAAUUGGGGAUAGCAUACGGGCAGAAGAAUGUUCUUCACCAAGUGUCGAUGAACAUUCUUCUAUAAAAAAGCAAUAAUGGAAGAAAAGUAUCA
Molecule: messenger RNA, 928 nt
Organism: Papilio xuthus (Asian swallowtail)
Lineage: Eukaryota; Metazoa; Arthropoda; Insecta; Lepidoptera; Papilionidae
Product: protein FAM166B
Exons: 5
Coding region: 93-848 (251 amino acids)
Source: RefSeq, a predicted model, not a curated record